Messenger RNA from Cucurbita moschata (crookneck pumpkin), 1323 nucleotides. RefSeq names its product probable rhamnogalacturonate lyase B. The record is from RefSeq and is a predicted model, not a curated record. Gene Ontology annotation, biological process: carbohydrate metabolic process. The transcript has 13 exons. Bases 1 to 1323 code for a protein of 440 amino acids. Gene Ontology annotation, molecular function: carbohydrate binding; catalytic activity. Lineage: Eukaryota; Viridiplantae; Streptophyta; Magnoliopsida; Cucurbitales; Cucurbitaceae.
AUGGGGAAGAAGAAGAAGCUGAGGCUGCAAAACCAAGGCUCCCAUGUUAUAUUGGACAAUGGAUUGUUGAUGGUGACCAUAUCCAACCCCCAAGGCUAUGUUAGUGGCAUCAAGUAUGGAAACAUGGACAAUCUGCUAGAUGUCAAAUCCAGCGAAUCUAAAAGAGGAUAUUGGGAUAUCAACUGGAGUUGGCCUGGUGGCAAGGACAGAUACCAAUUGCUUAAGGGAUCUGAGUUUAAUGUCAUCAAUGCAACUGACGACACGAUCGAGAUAUCGUUCAGGAAAGCUUCUAAGUUGUCCUCUAGGUACAUAAUGAGGACUGGUAUGCCAGGCUUCUACUGCUAUGCAAUCUACGAGCACCCAUCGGGUCAAAUUAGGUUCCACUACAUGGCAAUUUCAGACGAGAAGCAAAGAAUAAUGCCAAUGCCAGAAGAUUUGCAUCCAGGAAGAGGUGAAGAACUAAUUGUACCAGAGUCAGUUCUGCUUGUAAAUCCCAUUAAUCCUGAUCUGAAAGGAGAGGUAGAUGAUAAGUACCAAUACUCAGUGGAUAACAAAGAUGGUGGAGUUCAUGGAUGGAUUAGUUCCAGCCCAAACAACAUAGGUUUCUGGGUAGUUUUUCCAAGCCAUGAGUUCCGAAAUGGCGGUCCAACAAAGCAAAAUCUCACAGUUCAUACCGGUCCUACAUGUCUUGCUAUGUUUCAUGGAACACAUUACAUUGGAGAAGAUAUACUUACACAUAUUAAGGAAGGAGAGGCAUGGAGGAAGGUGUUUGGUCCUGUUCUUGUAUACCUUAACUCCACCUCAGAUGUAUCAGAGGCUCACAAUUUAUGGAUGGAUGCAAAAGAACAGGAAAAUGAACGUGGUUCCAUUUCAGGAAGACUGUUAGUCCAAGACAGGUUUAUUUCAAGUUCCCCCAUCCCUGCGAGAGAUGCACAUGUUGGUUUAUCUGCUGCUAGAGAAGAAGGUGGCUGGCAAAUAGAGAGCAAGGAAUAUCAAUUUUGGGUACAAACAGAUUCCAAUGGAGAUUUCACUAUCAGAAACGUUAUUCCAGGAGUCUAUGGACUUCACGGUUGGGUUCCUGGAUUCAUUGGUGAUUAUCUUCACCAAUCACUAGUAACAGUAUCUGCAGGAUCUCAUACCCAUCUUGGCAUUCUGACCUAUAGUCCCCUCAGAGAUGGUCCUACUGUUUGGGAGAUUGGUUUUCCUGAUCGAACAGCUGGUAGCUUCUAUGUUCCUGAUGUGAAUCCGAUGCAAUAUAUCCUGUAUCUGAUUGUGUACCAAAUCCAGGUUCAGGCAAUAUGGUUUAUGGGAGGGAUACAGUGA